Molecule: messenger RNA, 1242 nt
Organism: Alternaria ventricosa
Lineage: Eukaryota; Fungi; Ascomycota; Dothideomycetes; Pleosporales; Pleosporaceae
Exons: 4
Coding region: 1-1242 (413 amino acids)
Source: RefSeq, a predicted model, not a curated record
AUGGCCGAAACAGCAGCUGUCGACUACACUCUGGCGAACCCAGAUACUAUCACCAAGUACAAGGUCGCCGCCGACAUCUCCCAGAAAGUCCUCAAGGAGGUCUCCGGAUGGAUCGCCGCUGAUGCCAGCAUUGUCGAGCUCUGUGAGCGCGGUGACAAGCUCCUAGACGAGGAGGUUGCCAAGGUCUACAAGGGCAAGAAGGUCCUCAAGGGCAUUGGACACUGCACCACCAUCUCGCCGAGCGCCUACAUCACCCCGUACACACCACUCAAGACCGACGCCGAGGAAGCCGCCGUGACACUGAAGGAGGGAGAGGUUGUCAAGAUCCAGCUGGGUGCCCAAAUCGAUGGCUUCUGCGCGAUCGUUUGCGACAAUGUCAUCGUCGGAGCUGCCGAUGAAGUCACCGGACGGGAGGCAGAUCUCAUUCUGGCUACACACUACGCGAACGAGCUUCUGCUGAGGUUGAUGGUACCCCCAGGCUUGGUUCCCCACGGCGACGAGGAGGAGCAAAAGAAGGCUGCGUCAAAGAAGGCCUACACUCAGAGCCAAAUGACCAACAUGCUUGAGAAGGUUGUCAAGGCGUACGGCUGCAACCUCGUCGAGAGCACCACCAUCUGGCAAUUCGACCACAACGAGAUCGAGUCCAAGAAGAAGAUCAUUCUUGCGCCCGGCGAGGGUGUCAGAGGAGAGGGUCUCCCUGAGGUCGGCGAAGUGUGGGGUGUUGAGAUGGGUGUCAGUCUCGGAAGCGGCAAGGUCAAGAGCAACAGCAACAGGACCACUCUGCACCGACGUACAGCCACCACCUACCAGCUCAAGCGCCCUACCUCACGAAGCCUGUUGUCUGAAGUUGUCAAGAAGUUCGGCACCUUCCCCUUCAGUCUGCGCCAGCUUGAGGACGAGAAGGCUGCCAAGGUUGGUGUUGUCGAGUGUGUCCGCACAGGUGUGCUCCGCCAAUACGAAGUUGUCGUUGACAAGGACAACCAGCCCGUAGCUAGGUUGUUCAGCACUGUUGCGAUCACCAAGAACGGCAUGCAGCGCCUGGCUCAACCCGCUGCCAUCGACACCUCCAAGUACAAGUCUGACAAGAAGAUUGAGGAUGAGGAGAUCCUCAAGAUUCUCGAGCAGCCCAUUGGAAAGACUUCGACAAAGAAGAACAAGAAGAAGAAGAAGAAGCCCGCAAAGAAGGCCGCUGACGGCGGUGCUGCUCCUGCCGAAGAGGAGGAGAGUGACGACGAGGAGUAG